GGUACCAUAAUAAAAAAGAAAAAAAAAUCAAAAUAACUGCAUAGUUAAUUGUUAGAUUAUGAAUAGUACAUAUGUGUAUUGAAUUAUGAUUUGUCAUUGGCAAUAAAUUUUAUUGGAAAUUAAGAAAAGGAAAAAUAAAUUUAUAUUCUUGCUUAAAUAGAUAAUAUGUUUAUAUUAUUGAGUACUUUAUCAUUAUAAAAUAAAUUUAACAAAAUGUCUGAUAAUAAUUUAAAUGAAAAUCCAUUUGUUGGCUUAUUUCCCACACCCAAUGAAGCUGCAUUUUUUUUAUCUGAAGCAACUUCAACGACUAUUAAUUCAUCAUUAGUGACUACGACUACAACAACAAUAUUAACAGAUUCAUCACCGACAUCAGCAUUAGUACCAUCAGAAACAAUUAGUCAGCCCGUGUCAAACUCGAGUAUUCAACAAGAAAACAAUUUUAAUUUAAUUGAUUGUUUUGAAAAUAAACAUAAUGAUAAUAUUAAACCUUUUAUUGAUCCUGAUAGUAAAUUAAAUGAUGACGUUUUAAAAGAAAAAAUAACAAAUGAAAUAAUUGAACAAGUUUUUGGUUUUAUUUUGAAUCAUAAAACUCGAUCGAGUUCAACUAAUAAACAGUUGGUGUCGAUAGACAGCGAUAAUAUUGAAAAUGGUAUCUGGGAACGUCUUACAUUACUUGAUAUUGAAACCAAAUUAGUUCCAAUAAAAAAAGAAAUAAUUACUGAUCCUCAUUUUAUUCAACCAGAAGUUAUUUCAUAUCUUUUUGAGUGUUAUUGUAGGCUUGAAAAAAUAUACAAAGAAAAUGAUUCAGUUGACAAAAAAUUUUUAAAUGACACUAUUAAUUAUCUUAAAAAAAUAACAUUAAGAUCUGUAGGUACAGCUUUACAACCAGAUAUUAUCCAAGAUCAAGAGGUUCAUACUCAAUACAUAAGAUUAUUUAUGGACGAUUCAAUAUUAACUCAAGUUGAAAAAUUUACCCAAGAAUUAUCAGCUAUAAUAAUGAUAGAUUAUCCUGAAGAUUUUCAAAAUAUUUUCAUGUCAUCUUUUAAACCAAUAUUAGAAAUAAUUAAUAAUCAAGUUGUUUCGAGUAAUCUUAUAGUAUUUCGUAAUUAUUGGUUUAAUGUUUUACAAACUUUUUCAAAUAUUGAGCCUCUUGCUGAAAUGUUUAUCAGCUACUGUACUCCUAUAACAUCAUCAUCAUCAUCAUCAUCAUCAUCAUCAUCAUCAUCGUCAUUAACAAUGACGAAUAAUGAACAAGGUUCUGCUUAUGGAAAUACUUUAUUAGGUAAUUUAUUAUCAUUAAGUUGCUUACCAAAAACAUUUAAUGGAUCUUUUGAUUUUUUUAAUGAUAAACCAUUAAUUCAACCAACAAUAACUACAACUGAAGGUAAUAUUUGGACGGCAACAGAUGCUCUUUGUGAAUCAUUGUAUAAGAUAAUGCAUUCUUUACUUAAAUGUUCAGUACAAGUAAGACAUUUGACACUUGAUUGGUUGGGUAAAUGUUUGCAAGCAAACGCUAGUCGUGGAAAACUUUGGAAUAAUUCACAAAUAACAAUAGGUAGUAAUGGAUUAUCACCUUUAGUUGUUUCUGAUGGUUUUAUGUUAAAUCUUGGUAAUGUUUUAUUACGAUUAUGUCAACCAUUUUGUACAUUGAAAAAAAUUCCAAAAAUUGAUCCAACGUAUUGUGCAGCAGCUGUUGAAUCACUAAAUGAAGAUGAAAGACGUACAAGAGGUAUUCAUUUACUGGGAAUAAACAAAGAAACGUGUUUAAUACCUUCAACAUCAUCAUCAUCUGAUUAUGAUAAUACUAAUAAUAAUGAAUGUAAAAAAAAAGAUGAGGGUAAUUUAAUAAGUGAUAAUUUUGGAUUUAUCACUGAAUGUUUUUAUUUAACUCAUAGAUCAUUAGAUUUGGGUUAUCGUAUUGUUCUUGAUAAAUUAAUGAAAACAAAUCAAGAAUUAGGACGAAUACAACGAAUAUAUAAUGAUGCACAGUCAAGUCCAAAUUCUCAAGUAUUUCAAAUAAUAACUCAACGUAUGGAAAUGGAAAUGACUAAAUAUUUAUCAUAUCGUGCUAGUUUAUUAUCUCCAGCAAUGUUAAAUCUUGUUGCUAAAUUUCAUGCAACUACUGCUUUUUGGUUAAUGCAAGUUAUUAUUGACAUUCCUAAUAAUGACAAUGAUAAUGAUGAUGAUGAUACUGUUGCUACUACUGCUACUACUGCUACUACUACUACUACUACUACUACUACUACUACUACUACUACUACUACUACUAAUGAUGAUAAUAAUAGAAAAAUUAAAAAAAUGAGUUAUAAUUUAUUGGAACAAGAACCAAAAUCUAUAACAUUCCCACUUCCAGAGACUGUACCAGAAACUUUAAAAUAUAUACCAGAAUUUAUUGUGGAAAAUACAAUAGGAUUUAUUUGUUUUUUACGUCGUUUUAAUCCAAACAUAUUUGAAGAACAGGGUGAAAAUUUUUUAAAUCCUAUAUUGACUGAAAUAAUUGUUUUAAUGGAAUCACCAAAACGAUUAUUUAAUCCUCAUCUUCGUGCACAAUUAGCAGAAACACUUGAAGCUCUUUUACCAAAUUCAACACCAUUAUCUUACAAAAGUAUAAAUGAUAAUGGAGAAAAUAUAGAUAAUGAUAAUGAUAACGGUGUUGUUAUUUUUGAUUAUGAUGAUGAUGAUGAUAAUGAUAUUGAUGAUGAUUAUCAUAAUAAUAGUAGUUAUUCUCAACGUCAACGACAACAACAACAGCAAAAACAACAACAAUUAUCAACACUUGGAACAUUUAAUAGAGAAAAAUUAUUUAUAAAUCAUCCUCAUUGUAAAGAAAUAGUUAAAAAUCUUGUUGAGGUAUUUGUAAGUAUUGAAAUGACUGGUCAAAGUGUACAAUUUGAACAAAAAUUUAAUUAUCGUCGUCCAAUGUAUACUGUUAUGAAAUAUUUAUGGAAAAUAAAACAACAUCGUGAUAAUUUUAAAUAUCUUGCUAAAGAAGCUGAAGAUAAUAUGGAAGCUGUUAAUCCACCAUUAUUUUUACGUUUUAUAAAUCUUUUAAUGAAUGAUGCUGUAUUUUUAUUAGAUGAAGCAUUAUCAAAUAUGGCACAAUUAAAACAAAUGUUAAAUGCUAGAGAAAAUGGAGAAUGGGAUAAAUUACCAGCUCAUGAACGUGAUCAACAAAUAAAUUAUCUUAAUCAUAUUGGUAUGAUUGCACGUUUUGAUAAUAUUCUUGGACGUGAAACAAUAUCAACAUUAAAAAUGUUAACAUCUGAAAUAAAAUCAAUUUUUUGUCAUUCAACAAUGGUUGAUCGUAUUGCAUCAAUGCUUAAUUAUUUAUUAUUUGAAUUAGUUGGACCAAAUAAAAAAAAUUUUAAAGUUAAAGAUCAAAAAGAAUAUGAAUUUAAACCAGCAAAAUUAGUUUUAAAUAUAUGUGUUAUAUAUAUUAAUCUUGGAACAAAUGAUAAUUUUACCCUUGCGGUAUCACAAGAUGGACGAUCAUAUCGUAAUAAUUUAUUUAAACUUGCUAAUAAUGUUCUUUUACGUAUUGGUGGUAUAAGUAUUUUAGAUAAUUUAGAUAAAUUUUCCAUACGAGUUGCUAAUGCUGCAGCUAUUAAAAAAAAAGAAGAAGAAAUUCUUACAGAUGCACCUGAUGAAUUUUUAGAUCCAAUAAUGUCAACAUUGAUGAUCGAUCCUGUUAUAUUACCAUCUUCAAAAAUAUCAGUAGAUCGUCAAACAAUUGCGAGACAUCUAUUGAGUGAUCAAACUGAUCCAUUUAAUCGUUCACCACUUACAAUGGAUAUGGUUAAAUCAGAUGUAAAUCUUCGUAAUAGAAUUCAAGAAUGGAUAAUGUCUAAAAAACAAUCAAGUUCUUCAUCAUUGUUAUCAUCUUCAUCAUAAAUUAUAAUUAAAACAAAACAA
Molecule: messenger RNA, 3912 nt
Organism: Microplitis demolitor
Lineage: Eukaryota; Metazoa; Arthropoda; Insecta; Hymenoptera; Braconidae
Gene: Ube4A
Product: ubiquitin conjugation factor E4 A
Exons: 4
Coding region: 214-3891 (1225 amino acids)
Biological process (GO): protein polyubiquitination
Cellular component (GO): ubiquitin ligase complex; cytoplasm; nucleus
Molecular function (GO): ubiquitin-ubiquitin ligase activity
Source: RefSeq, a predicted model, not a curated record